Messenger RNA from Fusarium fujikuroi IMI 58289, 1359 nucleotides. RefSeq lists its product as uncharacterized. Bases 1 to 1359 code for a protein of 452 amino acids. The transcript has 4 exons. The record is from RefSeq and is a predicted model, not a curated record. NCBI's taxonomy places the organism in Eukaryota, Fungi, Ascomycota, Sordariomycetes, Hypocreales, Nectriaceae.
AUGUCCCCGGAAAAGUCCCAGUACACCGGGGAUGUUUGUCACAUUCUGUUCAGAUCCCAAGGACCCCUUCUGAUUCCUAGAACUAUCGUCAAAAAAUGCCCAAAACUUGCCGCAAGACUGGACAAGAGGCACAUCUUCUCCAAGCCACUCGACACUGUCGACAUCGAAGACUACCCGUUCUCAGUUGGGCACAUACUCAUUCAUUACCUAACCACCGAUAAAUAUGAGUGCCUCCAGCCAGAAGGAGAAACGGAAGAUGAGCGAAACUGCUCAGAGCUUGCCACUGCCUUUAAGGCUCAUGCUGCCGCUGUCGAUCUGGAGCUUCCAUUUCUUCAGCUCCUGGCAUCUUCCGAGAUGAGGAGACUGGAAGGGAAACUGAGUCUAGUCUUGAUCACGCGGACACUGAACGAUACUAGACUACCACUAGAUCAGUAUCCGAUGAUUACGGCGAAUUUCGUAUCGUGUGUCAUAAGAUUGUCAGCAUCCCCCUCGAAGGAGUGUAAAGAAGAAAUGAUGAACCAGCUUGGAGUUCCGGAGAAUGUUGCUAUGGUCCUGAUGAAACUCUUGCUUCAGUCCAAAGGUAUGACGCUCACUCGAGACCACUCCAGCGAAAUUGGCUCGGAGGACGAGAAAGCCUUGAAUACAAGUCAGCUCGAGGAGGAAGAAUGUGAGCUUCUGACAAUAUUAGAGACUCUCGACAAGGAGAAGGCUCGUAUAUAUCAACCGACCUUUGAGACUGGCGUUCGAGAGAAGAUGGCUAGGGAAGCACUGGCCACGACAAUUCUUGAGACUUGGGAAGCUAGCGGUGGAACCCUAUCGUCCCUACAACACGCUCGUCUCGAGGAACUCCGAAAUAUCUCUGACAAGCUUUCUCAAGACUUGGAUAUCUGCAAAACGGACUUGGAAGCCUCGAAAAAGCGCGUACAACAGUUGAAAGUAGAAGCAAAGGCCAUUUUGGAAAGGCUGGCUUUGGAGCAUGAGAUCCAAAGCAUACUUGAACGCCAAAAACAGCAAAACGGAUUCUUAGAUUUGAGUGACCGACUUCGACUGAGGUCUGCGCAAUCUCGCUGCUGCGAUCACAGUAACGCGGCUUCUGUUGAUGCUCGGGUUCAUUUGAAUACCCAAGACUCCGAGAUGGGCCCAGAACAGGAAGAAGAGAACCAACCCGAUGAUGAUGGUUUUCGGACGCCGACCCGCACGUCGUGUAACAUGAGACACCGUCAAUUAUCCAACGUGAAAGGAGCUGACGAUGAGCUGGAGGAAGUCUGUGCACGUCUGCGUGAGUUCAGAGACUUCGUGUCUGAGACCACAAGCACAUCUGGGCGGGAUACGCCCCCUUCGACCUCAAGUUACGAGUGA